CACGGGCUUUGUGUGUUUGAGAAAUAUUGAAGAAAUGGUCACGUCACUAAAAUAUAAACGACGUGGUUUGGGAGCUGCAUUUCUCAUUGUCAACAUCUUAUCUUCUCUCGUAUCUCCACACAGCAUGUCUGUACAAGCAGGCGCUCAUGAUCAACAACUAAAGAGGAAGAAAUCGGUUAUUGGGUCAAAGCCUCCCGCGUGUGGAAACAAGUGCCUGAAUUGCAAGCCUUGCCUUCCUUAUCUAUUUGACAUUCAUGGUGCUCAUGAUGAUGAUGAUGAUGAUCGUGAACCAUACUAUCCGGUAAGGUGGAUGUGUAGAUGUCGGGAAAAGAUAUUCGGACCUUAAGAAUAGUACAACUACCUAUAUUAUUUAUUUAGUGCUUGCGUUGAUUAUUAUCAUGGAUGUUCGUGAAUCAUGAUGAUCCAUGAAUAUGGUUCAUCGUUAACUGUCGAGAUUAAACAUAUCUUCUAAUACGUAAACAUACUCGAAUUUGCAUGUGUUUCUAGUAAUGAAAAAAAUUGUGUUGUGGA
Molecule: messenger RNA, 531 nt
Organism: Raphanus sativus (radish)
Lineage: Eukaryota; Viridiplantae; Streptophyta; Magnoliopsida; Brassicales; Brassicaceae
Product: EPIDERMAL PATTERNING FACTOR-like protein 8
Exons: 2
Coding region: 35-346 (103 amino acids)
Biological process (GO): stomatal complex development; guard cell differentiation
Source: RefSeq, a predicted model, not a curated record